AUGCCAGUUCGCGUAUGUUGCCAUGGGGACACAUCCCCACAAGGUAUUGUAAAUAAGCAAAACACUCCUUACUUUGCAGUCAUGUCCUAUCGAGAGCUAAGAAAUCUCUGUGAGAUGACUCGAGCUAUUGGCUAUCCUCGCAUCCUAUCACUUGAAAACUUCCGCACACCAAAUUUCAAACUUGUUGCUGAAUUGUUAGAGUGGAUUGUUAAGAGGUUCGAUCCUAGCGCAACAAUAAGCGCGGAACAGACAACGAAUGAACAGGAUCGAGUUCUAUUCAUAAAACAAGCAGUUCUGCUUUUACUGCAGAACUCGAGACUCAAACUGAACCCCAGGAAGCUUUAUCAGCUGCAAGAUUUAAGUAUCAAACUUUAG
Strongylus vulgaris is the source of this 375-nucleotide messenger RNA. The record is from the annotation of a GenBank genome assembly. NCBI's taxonomy places the organism in Eukaryota, Metazoa, Nematoda, Chromadorea, Rhabditida, Strongylidae.